Molecule: messenger RNA, 1215 nt
Organism: Chrysochloris asiatica (Cape golden mole)
Lineage: Eukaryota; Metazoa; Chordata; Mammalia; Afrosoricida; Chrysochloridae
Gene: POU4F2
Product: POU class 4 homeobox 2
Exons: 2
Coding region: 1-1215 (404 amino acids)
Biological process (GO): regulation of transcription by RNA polymerase II
Molecular function (GO): DNA-binding transcription factor activity, RNA polymerase II-specific; RNA polymerase II cis-regulatory region sequence-specific DNA binding
Source: RefSeq, a predicted model, not a curated record
AUGAUGAUGAUGUCGCUUAACAGUAAGCAGGCAUUCAGCAUGCCGCACGGCGGCAGCCUGCACGUGGAGCCCAAGUACUCGGCACUUCACAGUGCCUCUCCCGGCUCCUCUGCGCCCGCGGCGCCCUCGGCCAGCUCCCCUAACAGCUCCAGCAAUGCUGGCGGCAGUGGCGGCGGCGGCGGCGGCCGGAGCAGCAGCGUCAGUAGCAGCGGGAGCAGCGGUGGCAGCGGGGGCUCCGAGGCGAUGCGGAGAGCGUGUCUUCCCACCCCACCGAGCAAUAUAUUCGGCGGGCUGGAUGAGAGUCUGCUGGCCCGCGCCGAGGCUCUGGCGGCCGUGGACAUCGUCUCCCAAAGCAAGAGCCAUCACCACCAUCCGCCUCACCACAGCCCCUUCAAGCCGGACGCCACCUACCACACGAUGAACACCAUCCCGUGCACAUCAGCAGCUUCCUCAUCUUCGGUGCCCAUCUCGCACCCGUCCGCGCUGGCGGGCACACACCACCACCAUCACCAUCACCACCAUCACCACCAGCAACCGCACCAGGCACUCGAGGGUGAGCUGUUGGAGCACCUGAGCCCCGGGCUGGCCCUGGGCGCCAUGGCGGGCCCCGACGGCGCCGUAGUGUCCACACCGGCCCACGCGCCGCACAUGGCCACCAUGAACCCCAUGCACCAAGCAGCCCUCAGCAUGGCCCACGCUCACGGGUUGCCCUCGCACAUGGGCUGCAUGAGCGACGUGGAUGCCGACCCGCGGGACCUGGAGGCGUUCGCAGAGCGGUUCAAGCAGCGACGCAUCAAGCUUGGGGUGACCCAGGCCGACGUGGGAUCUGCGCUGGCUAACCUCAAGAUCCCCGGCGUGGGCUCGCUUAGUCAGAGUACCAUCUGUAGGUUCGAGUCCCUUACACUGUCCCACAAUAACAUGAUCGCUCUCAAACCCAUCCUGCAGGCGUGGCUCGAGGAGGCCGAGAAGUCCCACCGCGAGAAGCUCACCAAACCGGAGCUCUUCAACGGCGCAGAGAAAAAGCGCAAGCGCACGUCCAUUGCUGCGCCAGAAAAACGUUCGCUUGAAGCCUACUUUGCCAUCCAGCCGCGGCCCUCCUCCGAGAAAAUCGCUGCGAUAGCAGAGAAACUGGACCUUAAGAAAAACGUGGUGCGCGUCUGGUUCUGCAACCAAAGGCAGAAACAAAAAAGGAUGAAAUAUUCUGCAGGCAUUUAG